Molecule: messenger RNA, 1833 nt
Organism: Scheffersomyces coipomensis
Lineage: Eukaryota; Fungi; Ascomycota; Pichiomycetes; Serinales; Debaryomycetaceae
Gene: SSK1
Product: mitogen-activated protein kinase kinase kinase
Exons: 1
Coding region: 1-1833 (610 amino acids)
Biological process (GO): osmosensory signaling via phosphorelay pathway
Molecular function (GO): protein kinase activator activity; phosphorelay response regulator activity
Source: RefSeq, a predicted model, not a curated record
AUGGCAGCUCCCAAGCCCAUUAAAUCAAUCAAUACUGAUUUCAAUUCCUCGUCUGCAAAGAAGCUUACCAAAUCUACUUCUCAACAACAUCACCAACAACAACAACAACAACAACAACAACCUUCCUUGUCGCAACCAACACCACAGCAACAUGCAACCAAUUUACUUCGGCCUCCAGCCUCACCUCAAUUGAAAAUAACCCAUAGUUCUACCAGACGAGUAUGGGUGAAAAGAGCUAAUGGAACCCCUACUACCCUUGUUAUUAAUCAAGAUUAUAUAGUGGACGACUUAAAGCAAGAUAUCAUGUAUAAGUUUCCUAAUUCAUUAGCAAAACUAUUUGACCCAGCAGAUUUGAGAUUAAUAAUAAUCAAAGUAGAUAAAAAGAAAUCUACGGAAAGUAAAAUUAAUCUUGAACCAGAUCAAUUGGUGUGGACUUUAUUGGACCAGCAUUUUCCAAAUGGCAUGACAAUGAAUGAUUCAUUCCUUAUUGAGGUCCCAGCUCCACAGGAGGUAGAAGGGACAAGUGGUGGAAGAGGCAGUUUCAGUACUCCUUAUCAUAGUAGUAGUCAAGUUCAAUUAUCUCAAUUAUAUCAUAGUACCAUGUCUCAACAACAUCAAACUCCAAAGAAUCUCCCCAAAUCCACUACACCAACUUAUUAUCAACCAAAACCGCAACAUUCACAUCAAUCUCAUAAAUCAUUACAAAACUUACCUAAAGAAAGAUCAAUAUCACCAUCCAAUACCAUUCAUCCUGGAACACUUCAUAGACGAUCAGUAUCGAAUCCUCCUCAAUCACCAUCAUCUGAUUCAAAUUCUCAAGCUGUAUUAUUAUUACCUAAGAAUUUUUCAUUAAAAUCUAGUGCAGCCAAUGGUUCAAUGGCCAGAAAUAGUAGUCAAAAACGAUUAUCAAUUGAUGAAACACAAGUAUCUGAUUCUAAAGAUGGUAUUAAUUCAUCACAAGAAUCAGAUAUGUCUAGAAAACCAGAAACUAUUGAUGAAGAUAGUGGCACCAUAGAUGUGAAAAAGAUAAAAGAAAAGAAUGGUAAGGAUGAUAGAUCUUAUCCAUCUUCUUCUCCAGUACUCGCAGGCGAGCCAAAGAGAAAGGUAUCAGAUUCCAAACGAGAAGAUGAUAAUAAGCACACUAAUAAUAAUAAUAAUAACAAUAAUAAUAAUAACAAUAAUAAUAAUAACAAUACGAACAAUAAUAACAAAGUGAGUCGCUCAUUAAAGGGACCUACUGAAAGAGUGCUUCCUUCUAUUUCUGUCUUGGUAGUGGAAGAUAAUGCUAUUAAUCAAGCUAUUUUAGGAGCAUUUUUAAGAAGACAUAAGAUUCAUUAUCAAAUUGCUAAGAAUGGUCAAGAAGCCAUUGAUAAAUGGAGAAAAGGAGGAUUCCAUUUGGUAUUGAUGGAUAUUCAAUUACCUGUUAAGUCAGGUAUAGAAGCUACCAAAGAAAUCAGAUAUUUAGAAAAAAUUAAUAAAAUUGGGGUAUUUGCUGAAAGUGAUGGAGGUAAUACAAAUCUUACAGCUGAAGAAAUUACGGAUAAAGAGAUCUUGGAUAUGCAUUUAUUCCGUUCACCUGUUAUCAUUGUUGCCUUGACUGCUUCAUCUAAUUCAUCUGUUGAUAGAAAGAAUGCAUUAAUGGCAGGAUGUAAUGAUUAUUUAACUAAACCAGUUAAUUUAGUAUGGUUACAAAACAAGAUUACAGAAUGGGGUUGUAUGCAAGCAUUAAUUGAUUUUGAUGGAUGGAAGAGUAAAAAAAUACUUAAAUCUCGAGAUGAAAACAUUCAUAAGGUGAAUAAAUCAACUGGAAUGUUAUCAAUUGCUAGUAAUUAA